Messenger RNA from Alosa alosa (allis shad), 1470 nucleotides. RefSeq names its product tripartite motif-containing protein 14-like. Bases 269 to 1276 code for a protein of 335 amino acids. The record is from RefSeq and is a predicted model, not a curated record. The transcript is spliced from 4 exons. Gene Ontology annotation, molecular function: protein binding. Lineage: Eukaryota; Metazoa; Chordata; Actinopteri; Clupeiformes; Clupeidae.
CUUGGCAUGGCCAUGAGCCUACUACCUUUCCUAGAACCACCCCUUUUACAGCUGUCUUUUGGUUUCUCUUUUAGUUACGUUAUCAUGACAAAGGUUGACCCACUAAAGAAACCAGUUAUUCACUCAGAAGGUGUCCAGUGUGACAGACUCGAUCACUCAUUCUUAAAUCAGCUAUCGCAACUCGGUUAAAUCCACACAUUUGCUUAACUAGUGUCUUAACUACUGACUUUUUUUCAGUCUACCUUUUCCCCCCGAGUGCCAUUUGAGGAUGGAAUAUCUCAAGCUUACCAAGGAGAGCCAGUUGAGGGAGCUGCUCACGUGCCCGGUAUGCCAGGACAUCUUUGAAGAUCCGCACCAGCUACCCUGUGGACACAGCCUCUGCAUGCGGUGCUUGGAUGGCAUGCUUAAGCAUCGACCCCUAGCUCAGCCCUUCUCCUGCCCCACCUGUAGGGCGUGCUUUGGACCUCUCAUUGGUGUGCACAAGAGUUACACUUUACACAGCGUUGUGGAGGACUUCAAUGCACAGCAGGAAAAACAACGAGACCAAAGAGAACAGUCCACUCAGACUGAUCCUGUUGCUGAAAGAACUCAUCAUGCCAACUAUAACUGCAUCCUGUUUCUACUGCUGGCUAUCAUAUUUAUAUGUAUUAGCAAAGCUUUCAUGUGCUCUGUGGAGAAUCACACUCUUACUGAAACAGUACAGAGACAACGCACUUUACUUCUUAAGUAUCACCCAGAGAUUACUGACCUCAUCCUGAACAAAGACUCGGCCAGCCCCUAUCUGGUGGUGUCAGAGGACCUCCUGUCGGUCUGGCGGGUCAAGGACAAAAAGGACUACCCCCAACACCCUGCCCGCUUCACUGAUGCGCCCCAGGUCCUGUCCACCGAGUGUGUGUCUGGAGGGAGCCACUACUGGGAGCUGGAGGCCCAGGGCUACUGGGACAUUGCUGUAGCCUAUGAGAGCAUCAACAGGAGGCUGAAGUUGAGCUCCUUUGGAAAUGACGCAAAGUCGUGGAGUCUGACGCACGACAGCAAAGGGCGACUAUUCGCCUUCCACAAGGGCGUGAAAGAGAAGAUCCUAGAAUCCCUGACGCACAACAGAGUCGGGGUGGUCGUUGAUUUCGAGAAAGGUGCCGUCGCAUUCCACGAGGUGGGCCACAUGUGGAACCACCUCCACACGUUUAAAACUAAUCUCACUGGGCCUGUGUGCCUCGGACUGGGCCUGUACCGAGAAGACCUGCACACCAAGAUCUCAGUCAAGAAGACCCUCACUUAAGUGUUUGUUUCUGAGAUGGACGAAGGAGCAGUUGUCCUCUGUUAAAUCACCUCACAAAAAACCCUACAAUCCUGCAUGGUCAAUAUGUUUGAUAUAGAGUCAAUCCUCUAUAUCAAUAUGUUUGAUAUAGAGUCACCACACUGCCACCUGUGGUUGUAUAGAGUAACCUGUGGUAGCUCUAUACAAAACAUAUU